AUGUGUAACUCCAACGUCAAGUCCGCCGGCGUCGCCCAGAUCGACGGCCGCCCGGUCCUGCAGCCGGGCGGCAACCGCGUCGCGGCGCCGGAAGGCGCCAAGCCGCUCAAGAAGUCCCUGCAGAAGUCGCUCUCGAUGCCUGCUGCGUACGACAAUGCCGCUGCCGCCGCCGCCAUCACCUGCACGGCAGCGCCCAAGAACACCGGCGCGGCGGCCGCGACGCCUUACCUACUGCCGCCUACUUCGGCAAAGGCGGCGGGAGCCAAGGCGGCGGGCGCCAGGGCGGCGGCGUCCACGGGCGCGGACAAGAACAGGAAGCAGGCGGGCAAGAAGAGCGGCGCCGUGCUGCCGGUGGUGACGUUCGCGGCGCUGGAGGCGUUCGAGCUGGCCGGCCCCGCCGGGAGCAUCGCGGCGGCGCAGCGGGAGCACGUGACGCAGGCGCAGGCGCAGCGCAAGAUGCGGAUCGCGCACUACGGCCGCACCGCCUCCUUCUCCCGGGUGGAGGGCAAGGUCGGGGCCACCGCCACCGCCACCGCGACAGCGCCCGCCACGCCCGCCGCUGCACCGGAGGAGAAGCGCUGCAGCUUCAUCACGGCGUACUCGGACCCCGUGUACGUCGCGUACCACGACGAGGAGUGGGGCGUGCCGGUGCACGAGGACGAGCUGCUGUUCGAGAUGCUGACGCUGUCCGGCGUGCAGGUCGGGGCCGACUGGGCUUCCAUCCUCAGGAGGAGACACAUCUACAGGGAGGCAUUCUCCGGGUUCGACGUGGACGCGGUCGCCAAGUACACGGAGAAGCAGAUGGCCUCCGUGAGCGCCGGGUACGGGCUGGACUUGGGCACCAUCCGAGGCGCCGUCAACAACGCCUGCCGCAUGCUCGAGGUGAGGAGGGACUUCGGGUCGUUUGGCAAGUACGUGUGGGGGUUCGUGAACCAGAAGGCGCUGUCGCCGGGGUACAAAUACAGCCGGAAGAUCCCGGUGAAGACGUCCAAGUCGGAGUCCAUCAGCAAGGACAUGGUCCGGCGGGGCUUCCGGUUCGUCGGCCCCACCGUGCUCCACUCCUUCAUGCAGGCCGUCGGGCUCACCAACGACCACCUCGUCUCCUGCCCGCGCCACCGCGUCUGCUCCUCUUCUUCCUCCACCUCCUCCGUCUAA
Messenger RNA from Triticum turgidum subsp. durum (durum wheat), 1155 nucleotides. The record is from the annotation of a GenBank genome assembly. NCBI's taxonomy places the organism in Eukaryota, Viridiplantae, Streptophyta, Magnoliopsida, Poales, Poaceae.